CGCCCCUUCCCUUUCCCCCCUCCCACCACCGGUAGCGGCGCGACGUGUCCGGCGCGGGAAGCAGUCAUGGCGGCGGCUGCUUCGGCCUCUUCGGGGGCCGCUUCGGCUCCAGCGGGCGAGGCCGACGAGCUCUUCGACGUCCGGAGCCACUUCUACCUUGGGGCCUGGCAAGCGGCCAUCAACGAGGCCCAGCGGGUCAAGCCGUCCAGCCCAGAACGAGAGAUAGAGAGAGAUAUUUUCCUGUAUCGUGCCUACAUCGCUCAGAGAAAAUAUGGCGUGGUGUUGGACGAAAUCAAGCCCAGCUCAUGCCCGGAGCUCCAGGCGGUGCGGAUGUUCGCCGAGUACCUUUCGAACGAAAGCCGGAGGGAUGCUAUAGUGGCCGAACUGGACAAGAAGAUGGCCAAGAGUGUCGAUGUCACCAACACGACUUUCCUGCUGAUGGCGGCGUCGGUCUACUUCCAUGACCAGAAUCCGGACGCCGCCCUGCGCACCUUGCACCAGGGGGACAGCUUGGAGUGCAUGGCCAUGACGAUCCAGAUCCUAUUGAAACUGGACCGCCUGGAUUUGGCCAGGAAGGAGCUCAAAAAGAUGCAAGAUCAGGACGAGGAUGCGACUCUGACCCAGCUGGCCACCGCGUGGGUGAACAUAGCUAUGGGGGCCGAGAAGCUGCAGGACGCCUACUACAUCUUCCAGGAGAUGGCGGAGAAGUGGUCGCCCACCCUCCUGCUGCUGAACGGCCAGGCCGCCUGCUACAUGGCUCAGGGCAAGUGGGAAGAAGCCGAAGGCGUGCUCCAGGAGGCUCUGGACAAGGACAGCGGCCACCCCGAGACCUUGAUCAACUUUGUUGUCCUUUCCCAGCACCUGGGGAAACCUCCAGAGGUCACCAACCGCUACCUGUCACAACUGAAGGAUGCUCACCGAAACCAUCCCUUCAUAAAGGAAUACCUGGCCAAGGAACGUGACUUUGACCGGCUGGCCUUGCAAUAUGCUCCUUGUGCGUGAGGCUUGUUGAGAGGGGAGAAACCCCAGUCCGGCCGGCCCCGUUUUGCCAAGAGGCGUGCCACACACACCCCAGAUCGGCAUCUCUGUCCCACAGCAAACCGAAGCCAGUUCGCCACCCAAAGAAGAGCGUUGACGGCAGGGUACCUUGCUGGGAGUUUCCCUCUGCAUCGCCUCUGGUGGGUUUUAUGAGUUCCUGAUACGAGACUGCACCCCAAGAGGGAGAGACUCGCAAAUAAAAUAUAUUUACAUAUUUCCAAUAAAUACCAUGCUGUGAUUA
Molecule: messenger RNA, 1279 nt
Organism: Pogona vitticeps (central bearded dragon)
Lineage: Eukaryota; Metazoa; Chordata; Lepidosauria; Squamata; Agamidae
Gene: COPE
Product: coat protein complex I subunit epsilon
Biological process (GO): retrograde vesicle-mediated transport, Golgi to endoplasmic reticulum; endoplasmic reticulum to Golgi vesicle-mediated transport; intra-Golgi vesicle-mediated transport
Cellular component (GO): COPI vesicle coat
Molecular function (GO): protein binding; structural molecule activity
Source: RefSeq, a predicted model, not a curated record